CCGUGCUCGGUCGGUUCCUCACUCAGUCACCUCCACUCCCCCUCCCCCGCGCUCUGCCUCUGCACGUACGUAUGCCAACGAUACAGCGUGCAGAGAUGGGUGGCGCAGGCGCAGGCGUGCCGCGGCGGCCGGGCGAGGCGGUCGAGGUGACGGAGCUGCAGCUGCGCAUCCAGCUGCUGGGCGGCGGCGGCGGCGUUGGUGGCGCCGGCAGCGGCAGCUACAACAUCAACGACAACGCCGACAUCCUGGCGGAGAUCCUGUCGCGCCUGGACGGGCGGUCACUGGCGGCGGCUGCGUGCGUGUGCCGGCUCUGGGCCGCCGUGGCGCGCCGCGACGCCGUGUGGGAGGCGCUGUGCCUCCGCCACGUCGGGCCCCCCGCGCCACCGGCGGCGGCCGGCCCGGCCACCCGCGCCGUCGUCGCCGCGCUCGGCGGGUACCGCCGCCUCUACCGCCUCUGCCUGGGCCCGGCGCUGGACCGGCUGGCGCAGGUGCAGGCCCAGGCGCAGGCGGCGCGGGCGCACCACCUGUCGCUCUCCCUCUCGCUCUCGCUCUUCUCCAUCGACUGCUACGAGCGCCUCGGCGGCGGAGGGGCCAGCGCCGCCGGCGCGGGCAAGGGCAAGCCCGGGAGACAGCAGCAGCCGUCGUCGCUGCUGUUCCUCUGCAAGCCCGUCGACGUGUCGUGAUGGCAUGGCAUGGCAUUCACCUGUCGUCGUCGCUGCUGUUCCGAUCCUCUGCUCGUCCUUUCCACGUCGUCGCGUCGUCCUUGGCGUACGCUGCCCCUGGCCUUUGCUGCUAGCCCGCUGCAGUGGUCGAUUGAGUGCCCGACGGCCGGCGGCCGCCGCCGCCGCUUAACAUAAUCAUUAAUUAGUUUGGUUUCGUUGAUUAGCACGGACGAACAAUAAGCAAGAGAGGUCUUCAAUCAAUUCAAGCUGUACUAGUACCGGAGAGAGGCAUAUUAAAUUCCAAUAAUUAUCAUUCUUUUUUUGCUC
This is a messenger RNA of Sorghum bicolor (sorghum), 989 nucleotides long. RefSeq names its product F-box protein SNE. The transcript has a single exon. NCBI's taxonomy places the organism in Eukaryota, Viridiplantae, Streptophyta, Magnoliopsida, Poales, Poaceae. The coding region runs from base 72 to 683 and encodes 203 amino acids. Gene Ontology annotation, biological process: gibberellic acid mediated signaling pathway; regulation of gibberellic acid mediated signaling pathway. Gene Ontology annotation, cellular component: SCF ubiquitin ligase complex. The record is from RefSeq and is a predicted model, not a curated record. Gene Ontology annotation, molecular function: protein binding.